Molecule: messenger RNA, 636 nt
Organism: Thalassophryne amazonica
Lineage: Eukaryota; Metazoa; Chordata; Actinopteri; Batrachoidiformes; Batrachoididae
Product: disks large homolog 4-like
Exons: 6
Coding region: 1-636 (211 amino acids)
Biological process (GO): AMPA glutamate receptor clustering; chemical synaptic transmission; postsynaptic neurotransmitter receptor diffusion trapping
Cellular component (GO): neuron projection; postsynaptic density membrane; neuromuscular junction
Source: RefSeq, a predicted model, not a curated record
AUGCGUCUUUAUGAAUACUGCCGGGCUCCGGAGCUGCUGUGGCAGAGCUCAGUUCGGAUGACAGAAUAUCUGACACGCUCUGCGUCUUGGAGAGAUAAAACCUCAAACAGUUAUGAGACUGUUGGCCAGGUAGAAGUUCAUUACGCGAGACCUAUCAUCAUACUCGGCCCUGUGAAGGACAGGAUAAACGAUGACCUGCUGUCUGAGUUCCCCGACAAGUUUGGAUCUUGUGUCCCGCACACAACACGACCCAAGAGGGAGUAUGAGGUGGAUGGGCGGGACUAUCACUUUGUGUCAUCACGGGAACAGAUGGAGAAGGACAUCCAGAGCCAUCGCUUCAUUGAGGCUGGACAAUACAACAGUCAUCUGUAUGGCACGAGUGUCCAGAGUGUCCGCGAGGUGGCUGAGCAGCAAGGGAAACACUGCAUUCUGGAUGUCUCGGCGAACGCUGUCCGUAGACUACAAGCAGCCCAGCUUCAUCCCAUCGCCAUCUUCGUCCGACCCAAGUCACUGGAGAACGUCCUAGAGAUCAACACUCGCCUGACAGAAGAGCAGGCCAGGAAAGGAAUGGACCGAGCCCUCAAACUAGAACAAGACUUUCUAGAAUGCUUCUCAGUAAGACGAGAGAUCUCAUGA